This is a messenger RNA of Symbiodinium natans, 232 nucleotides long. NCBI's taxonomy places the organism in Eukaryota, Dinophyceae, Suessiales, Symbiodiniaceae. The record is from the annotation of a GenBank genome assembly.
GCGAACUCCAGCCCAGACUUGUGCGAGGACGCCGGGCCCAGUCUGCGCAGGAUGACAGAGGUGGCUCUGUCUCAGCUGCUGGAGUUGGUGUUGGCCCUGGGGGAGGGCCAUCAGCUUCCCGAAGGCGCUGUGCGUCGGGACGAGCAAGCGCCCUGCAGUGGCAGCUGGCACUUGAUCCUGCGGGAGGAGGCCGCCAUGGGCAUCAAGGAGUUGCAGCUGCGCAGGGCCAUCC